Molecule: messenger RNA, 2117 nt
Organism: Fundulus heteroclitus (mummichog)
Lineage: Eukaryota; Metazoa; Chordata; Actinopteri; Cyprinodontiformes; Fundulidae
Gene: slc10a4
Product: solute carrier family 10 member 4
Exons: 3
Coding region: 454-1698 (414 amino acids)
Biological process (GO): bile acid and bile salt transport
Cellular component (GO): membrane
Molecular function (GO): bile acid:sodium symporter activity
Source: RefSeq, a predicted model, not a curated record
UACAUGUGUAAACUGAGUUAAUAGAAAAUUCUGUAGAGCAGCUUUAACUCCAGAUCGAUCAACGAUCAAAGCAUGCGCGCUGCUUGCUCCGUACAGUUCAGGAGGGUCGUGCGUCAUUCGCAAAUAAAUAAAUAAAAAACAGAAGAACAAAAUGGGCAGAAGCGCAGCUUUUUGUCUUUAACUUUUUGUGGCUGGGUACGCAGGGACAUAAACCCGGCUGUUAUUGAUUGUUUCAGCCCCUGAAGCGGAUAAAGACGGUGCAGACCCCCGUCCUCCAGGGCCCAUCGGUGGCACCGGGCUGAUUCUGAAUCACUUUAAGACCACCCGUACCGUCACAUCCACUCGGUUCAGCUUCCUGUUGGUGACCGCGCACCGCUAGGGAAAUCAUUUUACGCACCGGCACCAGCAGGCGCACAACGCGACCGAGGAGAUACGUGCUCCUCCUGUUGCGCCAUGGAGAAGCCCAGCGCACAGGGAGCUGCCGUCACGGACUUGAUCUCGUAUUCUUUGAGGCAAACUGUGGGUCCCCGGAAACAGAGCGUGAUAGAUGGAUUUUCGGUGACCAGUCGGACCAUGUUCCUUGAGGGCAGCGCACUCAGGACUGAUGCUGGCUUCAUGGCCGCUCCCCAGACGGAACCUCCUCACCUUGUGCCUGCCUUCUGGGACUCCCCGCUCAGCCACGGCAUCAAUGUGUUCGUCGGACUGGUCCUUUGCUUCACCAUGCUGGGCCUGGGCUGCACCGUGGAGGUUAACCAGCUCGGGGAACAUAUCCGCAGACCCAUCGGGGUGCUGCUGGCGCUGGUGUGUCAGUUUGUCAUCAUGCCUCUGGUGGCUUUUCUCCUGGCUUUAGCCUUCUCUCUGGACGAUGUGGCAGCGAUGGCGGUUCUCCUCUGUGGCUGCUGUCCUGGAGGGAACUUAUCAAACAUCAUGUCUCUGCUGGUGCACGGAGAGAUGAACCUCAGCAUCAUCAUGACCAUCUCCUCCACCCUGCUGGCGCUGGUCCUGAUGCCUCUCUGUCUGUGGAUCUACAGCCGGGCGUGGAUCAACACGCCUGUGGUCAACCUGCUGCCCUUCGGGGCCAUCAUCCUGACCCUGUGCAGCACCCUCAUCCCGAUUGGUCUGGGUGUUAUGCUGAGAUACCGCCACACACGUGUGGCCGAUGUUGUUUUAAAGGCAUCCCUUUGGUCCCUGCUGGUCACCCUGGUGAUGCUGUUCAUCCUGACCGGAGUGAUGCUGGGGCCCGAGCUGCUCUCCACCAUCCCACCCUCCGUCUACGCGGUGGCCGUCCUGAUGCCUCUGUGCGGCUACGCCGCGGGCUACGGCCUGGCCGUGCUGUUCGACCUGCCCCCCAACAGCCGCAGAGCUGUGUCCAUGGAGACGGGGUGCCAGAACGUGCAGCUGUGCACCGCCAUCCUAAAGCUGGCCUUCCCCCCGCAGCUGAUGGGCGGCAUGUACAUGUUCCCCCUGCUGUACGCGCUCUUCCAGGCGGCGGAGGCGGGCCUCUUCAUCCUGGCCUACAGGCUGUACAGGAAGGAGGUUCUGCACAAAUCAGACCCCUUAAUGGACGGCGACGAAACAGACAUAACAUAUCAAAGGUUCCACGAUGAGGACUUUGAGCCGUCUUACGGUGCCGUUACAGUGAGCGACCCGAACGCCAUCAUGCUAGAGCCCUGCCCUCCUGACCCCACGCCCGUUUAAUAUCAUAGAAACCUUUCUUUGCUGCUGCUGCUAAGGGAGUAAGGUGAACAUUUUGAUUGCUGUCCCUCAUUAAAGAAAAAAACAAAACAAACAGGGUAGGGGAAGAUGAAUGUUUAACAUUGACGUGAUGCUUAUAAAAAAGGGGUGCUUUAUGUCAUAAGCUUAAUUCAUCCAAGGUAAUCUCUGAUGUCUUUUACAACGAAACAACAUUGCUGUGCCCUGUGGAGUAAAAAAAAAGAAGAAAAGAAAAGAAGAUGUAUGAUCAUGUGUAUGUUUUUCAAAACAGGGGCUAAAAGAUCAUAAAAAAAACAUAUCAAAGUUAUCCAUGUGGAAACAAGCCUGUGCCAAGCUGAUCAAACUGUGUCUGUAUAGAACAAUUAAAGAGCCGUAUGUAGUCACGUGUUUCCUGUUUUGUAUUU